This is a messenger RNA of Piliocolobus tephrosceles (Ugandan red Colobus), 3105 nucleotides long. RefSeq names its product potassium voltage-gated channel interacting protein 3 (gene KCNIP3). The record is from RefSeq and is a predicted model, not a curated record. The coding region runs from base 116 to 886 and encodes 256 amino acids. Gene Ontology annotation, cellular component: nucleus; voltage-gated potassium channel complex. The transcript is spliced from 9 exons. NCBI's taxonomy places the organism in Eukaryota, Metazoa, Chordata, Mammalia, Primates, Cercopithecidae. Gene Ontology annotation, molecular function: potassium channel regulator activity; calcium ion binding; DNA-binding transcription repressor activity, RNA polymerase II-specific. Gene Ontology annotation, biological process: regulation of potassium ion transmembrane transport; negative regulation of transcription by RNA polymerase II.
ACAAUUACGUCUGGGUCCAGGCAAACAUGAGGCAGCUGCCAGCCGGCCUGGGCAGUCCUGUCUGCCUCGGCUGUGAAGUGGGGAGGCCUGGCAACAGUUGCCUUCAGCACCCAGGAUGCAGCCGGCUAAGGAGGUGUCAAAGGCAUCGGACGGCAGCCUCCUGGGGGACCUCGGGCACACGCCACUUAGCAAGAAGGAGGGUGUCAAGUGGCAGAGGCCAAGGCUCAGCCGCCAGGCUUUGAUGAGAUGCUGCCUGGUCAAGUGGAUCCUGUCCAGCACAGCCCCACAGGGUUCAGACAGCAGCGACGGUGAGCUGGAGCUGUCUGCGGUGCGCCACCAGCCGGAGGGGCUGGACCAGCUGCAGGCCCAGACCAAGUUCACCAAGAAGGAGUUGCAGUCUCUCUACAGAGGCUUUAAGAAUGAGUGUCCCACGGGCCUGGUGGACGAAGACACCUUCAAACUCAUUUACGCGCAGUUCUUCCCUCAGGGAGAUGCCACCACCUAUGCACACUUCCUCUUCAACGCCUUUGAUGCCGACGGGAACGGGGCCAUCCACUUUGAGGACUUUGUGGUCGGCCUCUCCAUCCUGCUGCGGGGCACAGUCCACGAGAAGCUCAAGUGGGCCUUUAAUCUCUACGACAUUAACAAGGAUGGCUACAUCACCAAAGAGGAGAUGCUGGCCAUCAUGAAGUCCAUCUAUGACAUGAUGGGCCGCCAUACCUACCCCAUCCUGCGGGAGGACACGCCGGCAGAGCACGUGGAGAGGUUCUUCCAGAAAAUGGACCGGAACCAGGAUGGGGUGGUGACCAUUGAAGAGUUCCUGGAGACCUGUCAGAAGGACGAGAACAUCAUGAGCUCCAUGCAGCUGUUUGAGAAUGUCAUCUAGGACACGUCCGGAGGAGUGCAUGGCCAUGGCCACCUCCACCCCCAAGAAACCUCCAUCCUGCCAGGAACAGCCUCCGAGAAACUUUUAAAAAAUAGAUUUGCAAAAAGUGAACAGAUUGCUACACACACACACACACACACACACACACACACACAGAUACAGCCAUUCAUGUGGGCUGGCAGAGGGGGACAGAGGUCAGGGAGGGGCUGAGUCUGGCUGGGAGCCAACCCAGGCCAGCGAGGCGAGGCUGCCUCUGGGUGAGCAGCUGACAGAGCAGGUCUGCAGGCCACCAGCCGCUGGAUGUCACCAGGAAGGGGCUCAAGUGCCCCUGCAGGGGAGGGUCCAAUCUCUGGUGAGCCCACCUCGUCCCGUUCUCCAUUCUGCUUUCUUGCCACGCAGUGGGCCGGCUCCGGGCUCCCCUGGCCUCCUCCCCACAGCCACUCCCUACCCACUACCUACGCUUCUAGAAAGCCCUUUGCCUCAGGACCCCAGAGGGACCAGCUGGGGGGCAGGGGAGAGGGGGUGAUGGAGGCCGAGCCUGCAGCUUUCUGGAAAUGCUUCCCUGGGGGGUCCCAGGACCCCCUGCCACUCCACUGACCUGGAAGAGCUGGGUACCAGUCCACCCACUGUGGGGCAAGCCUGGGUGGUGAGGGGCCACUGGGCCCCAUUCUUCCUCCAUGGCAGGAAUGCGGGGGAUUUCAAGCUUGGGGACUGGUCAUGGUGGAGAAUCCGAGGGCACUCUCUGCCAGCUCCACAGGGGACUGGGUCAUGGUGGAGAAUCCGAGGGCACUCUCUGCCAGCUCCACAGGAGACUGGGUCGUGGUGGAGAAUCCGAGGGCACUCUCUGCCAGCUCCGCAGGAGACUGGGUCAUGGUGGAGAAUCCGAGGGCACUCUCUGCCAGCUCCGCAGGGGGACUGGGUCGUGGUGGAGAAUCCGAGGGCACUCUCUGCCAGCUCCACAGGGUCGGAAGAGCCUUUCCUUGUCCUAGUCCUGGUUCAGUGGGAAUGCAGUGGGUGGGGCUGUACAUACCCUCCAGCACAGACCGUUCCCUCCAAGGUCCUCUUAGGUCCCGGGAGGAGGCAUGUGGUUCAGGGACUGGCAGCCAGGGAGCCCGGGGCAGAGCUCAGAGGGGCCUGGGAAGGGGCGCGUCCCUCCUCUUCCUGCAGUGCCCCUCCUGUGGCCCAGCAGCUUGGCUGAGCCCCCUCUCCUGAAGCAGUGUCGCCGUCCCUCUGCCCAGGCUUGCCCCAGCCUUGCACAAAAAGCACAAGCAUUCCUUAGCAGCUCAGGCGCAGCCCCAGUGGGAGCCCAGCACACUGCUUCUCAGAGGCCAGGCCUCCUGCUGGCUGAGGCUUGGGCCCAGUAGCCCCAAUAUGGUGGCCCUAGGGAAGAGGCCUGGGGGUUCUGCUCUGUGCCUGAGAUCAGCAGGGCCCCAAAGCCCAGCCCGGCUGACCAACAUUCAAAAGCACAAACCCUGGGGACUCUGCUUGGCUGUCCCCUCCAUCUGGGGAUGGAGAAUGCCAGCCGAAAGCUGGAGCCAACGAUGAGGUCUGAGGAGCCUGCGGCUGGGUGGUCAGCGGAAACCCCCGGAGGAGAGAGAUGCUGCUGGCACCUGCCCCGGCCUCACCGAGAAGGAACCUGGUCGGAGGCCGCACGGCCCCUCCAGGAACAUUCCCACAUAAUACAUUCCAUCGCAGCCAGCCCAGCUCCACUCCGGGCUGGCCCGGGGAGUCCCCGAGUGCCCCAGGAGGCUAGCCCCAGGGUGAGCAGGGCCCUCAGAGGAAAGGCGGUGUGGUGGAGGCCCCUCGGCAAUCAGGCACAGUGUGGCCUCCCCCGCGGAGCUGCACGGACACCGGGCUCCAGACUCCAGGCUGACUGGGGGCCUCUGCCUCCCGGAGGGCAUCAGCUUUCCCUGGCUCAGGGAUCUUCUCCCUCCCCUCUCCCCCUGCCCAGCCCUCCCAGCUGGUGUCACUCUGCUAAGACCAAGGCCUCAGGAGAGCGUCCCCACCACACCCCUGCCCGCGUUGACCUCGGGGCCAGACUGGCUGCACAGCCCAACCGGGAGGGGUCUGCCUCCCGCGCUGGGACCAGACCAGCCGCAUGUCUGCAUGGCAGAAGCGUCUCCCUCGGCCACGGCCUGGGAGGGUGGUUCCUGUUCUCAGCAUCCACUAAUACUCAGUCCUGUAUAUUUUAAUAAAAUAAACUUGACAAAGGAGAGGGA